AGCGGGAAAUUCCUAAACACAGAGUCGGUGAUGCUGCUAGAUUUCGACUUUAAUGAACGAACUGUUGACGUUUAUAAAAACUUUAUCGGUGGAAUGAGGAGUCAGAAGUUUUCCGUGCUUACGGAAUCGAGGACGACCCAAACUAAUGGUUUCUGAAGGCGGAGUCUUCGCUAAUGCUAAGCUAGCUGUGUACAUGUAGCUGUUUCCUGCGUUCGGGUUCAUGUAAAAACAACAUGGAUCGUUACGACAAGGUGAAGAUUCUACUGAAAAACUGGGAGCAGAGUUUUGUCAAAGAGCACCAGAGAAAACCCACCAAGGACGACAUUGACCAAGCCCCUGAGGAGACCAGGAAUCUAUAUAAGGAGUACCGCAGUCUGAAACAAGCCAGAGAGAUAAACAGCAGGUCCAGUGGACACACUGAACAGUGCAGGAAUACACUGGAGAAAGCUGAGUGUUGGGGUGCACAUUUGAAUCGCACUUCCUUGCCGGCAUCUUCUCCCACUUUGACACCUCUGGACAAAGACAAACUUAAAGCCUCUGCCCAAUAUUAUGGCCUGAAACUUAAAAACAACCUGUCCACACUCAGUAAGGAGCAUCCAGUCUCAUUGAAGAAACCAUUUAUUUCUGGUCGGACGCCUGUAAACCUUUUGAAGGAUCGACAGGCUGAGAAGAGGGGCAAUCCAGUUUCUGAAAGUCCUGAAUCUGUCACUCAUAUAUUGAGCAAGUACAAGUCUUGGCCAUCUCACUCUAAGCCUUUCUCACAGAGAGUGAAGAGUUCUGAUGGGUCUCCAUCUUCACAAGCAUCACAUCCUACAGAGCCAGACGAGCCGUUUCAACCAUUUGAACCAGCGUCUUGUGAUGGAUCUCUAAAUGUUGCCCCAAGUUACAGUCAUAAUGAUGCUGGUACUGAGGGUGUUAUUACUCCAGGCAUUACCUGUGAGAAUCUCCACAUUUUCAAUCAGGAUCAUUCGCCAGUCAGAUCCGCUGCCCUGCUGUCAUCACUACCUUCUCCACGUAGUGAGGCAGGUCAGAGAGGAGAUGCAGCAAGAUUAAACAAAACUGAAGGACUUUCAGGAGACAUGAAAUUAAAUGGUAUCAUAUUUAAUGGGAGCUUAGAUCCUACAGGUUCUGGAACACUGGUUGGACUAAGAGGAAGCCCACAGUGUGUAGGUGGUUUGGGAGGAGGAUUAGAAGGUAGGGGCAUCCAAGGAAAACCUAAAGUUAGCAGGCUGACUUUACUGGACAGAAAGUGGCUUGAGAGGUGUCAGGUGUUUGGGGAGAUGGGGGCGGAGGAGAAGCCUGGAGCAGGAAACCAGGUGACUGAAGGAGGAAGAGGAAAAGCAGAAAUAGAAGAAAAGACAGAGACAACAGGCUUGACAAGAAAUGAAGAGUCGAAGAGUAUUAUUGAGGACAGAAUAGUCAGUGAUGAUACUCCAAAGCUACACCGCACUAGAAAAAGUGAAGGGAAGGAAGGUAUGGAGAUGAAGGAAGGCAAAGAGAAGGAAAGUCAGCUUGUACCACAGCCAAUGCCACACGACGGCGAGAACGGGUUGAAAUCCAAAGAUACUAAAAGAAGAGGCACAAAGAGACUGAGAGAAGAGGAGGUGACAGAGGAGGAGAGAGGAGUGAGUAAGAGGCAGAGGAAGAGCAAAGAGAGAGAGCAGAGCUCUGAUGUAAACUCCAAACCGGCUGAAAGAGGAGGCAGGAAAAAGAAAUCCAACAAAAAGAAUGUGGAACAUGAAGAUACAGAGGAGAAAGAAACUAAAGUACCAGAAAAGGCUCCACAGGAGAACUUAUUAGGAGAAAUCCAGGAGGAAUUUGAAGCUAAAAGCCGGCAUCAGUCGCAGCCUGCCAGAUUCAGAAGCAUGAAAAAUGCAGAGGGCAACUUUGUGAAGAUUAAUCUGAAGAAGAAAUCUCACGUCAAAGGAUUUGCAUUAAGAGGGGUGGCAUUACGUAAACAGAUGUACAUGCAGAAAUUUCAGCUGAAAGGUGAGCGUUUUGGUGGAGGUGGCAGUUAUUAUGGUAGAGGACGACGAGGUGGAUUUACAGGUGGAUUUGGUCGCCAUGGUGACACCUGCUACAAAUGUGGAGGGGUUGGACACUGGGCCGUCGACUGCAAAGGACGAGCCCCUCCACCUCCUGUUUGUGUGGACAAGCCAGAGGAAGACAAACCAUUUGAGCUUCCCACCCUGGAGGAGGUUGCCAGGGCAACAGGAACACUGCGAGAACAGCCACUUGUAGACCAUGUAAAGGAAGAUCCGCAGAGACAGGACAGAGUGGACAGUAGCCAUAAGGACGAUCAGUUGUUAAAUGUGAUUCGCCCUGAUUAUGAACGCCCUGCCCCUCCACCGCCAAUGGAACCACUUUAUGAUCUUAAAGAUGACGGGAAAGUCCAAGGGACACCUACUGAGGUGUAUGCAGCUCUGAGAGAACUUGGCUAUGAGUCGUUUAGACAAGGGCAAGAGGAAGCCAUUAUGAGGAUCCUGUCGGGUCUUUCUACCCUUGUAGUCUUGUCAACAGGGAUGGGUAAAUCAUUGUGCUAUCAGCUCCCAGCCUAUUUAUAUGCACAGCGUUCAAAAUGCAUCACCCUGGUCAUUUCACCUCUUGUCUCGCUUAUGGAUGAUCAGCUUUCUGGGCUGCCUGCAAAACUGCGGGCAGCUUGUAUCCACUCUAAUAUGACAAUGAAACAGAGAGAAGCUACAGUUGAAAAGGUGAAAUCAGGUCAGGUGUGUGUGUUGCUCCUGUCUCCAGAGGCCCUGGUUGGUGGAGGAGGUUCAGGUUCAGGGUGUCUGCCUUCUGCACAUGAACUCCCUCCUGUGGCUUUUGCCUGCAUAGAUGAAGCUCAUUGUGUGUCAGAGUGGUCGCAUAACUUCAGGCCAUGCUACCUGCGGCUCUGUAAGGUACUGCGGGAGCGUUUGGGAGUACAGUGCUUGCUGGGACUCACUGCUACAGCCACGUUGUCCACCGCUUUGGACAUAGCUCGACAUCUGGACAUUAGUGAUCAAGAUGGAAUUGCAGUGAGAUCUGCAGCAGUGCCUCCAAACCUGCACUUGUCUGUGUCCAUGGACAGAGAAAAGGAUCAGGCUUUAGUGUCUUUACUGAAAGGUGAUCGUUUUGGUUGCCUGGACUCCAUCAUUGUUUACUGCACCAGAAGGGAGGAGACUGUUCGUGUGGCAGCACUGCUUAGGACCUGCCUACAGGGGGUGCUAGUAAAGGAAAACUUCCAAAUUACAGACAACAGCCAGACACAAAGCAACCCCAUAGGACAUAGAAAAAAAGAGUUGGCACGAAAGAAGAUACGUAAACCGCUAAAAUGGCAGGCUGAGUCGUACCAUGCUGGCUUGUCGGCAUCAGAGCGCCGUCGUGUCCAGAACAACUUCAUGUGUGGGGAGCUCAGAAUCGUGGUGGCCACUGUGGCCUUCGGCAUGGGUCUGGAUAAAUCUGAUGUCCGUGGUGUCAUUCACUACAACAUGCCCAAGAGCUUUGAAAGCUAUGUUCAAGAAAUUGGGCGGGCAGGUAGAGAUGGAGGACCAGCCCACUGUCACCUUUUCUUGGAUCCUGAGGGAGCUGACCUUCAUGAGCUGCGUCGUCAUAUCUAUGCAGACACAGUGGACUACUACACCGUAAAGAGGCUGGUCCAGAAAGUUUUUCCCCCAUGCAAAUGUAAACUGAUACAUCAAAGGCAACAGGAGCUUCAUGAGGAUGUUGAAGACUCUGAGCUUCUGGGCGUGAUAGAUGUUUGUGACCGUGAAAGCACUGAAGAAGACAUGAAACAAUCCACAGAUCAAACUCUCCACACAGACGUACAAACAGCUUCUGCUGCAAAGGUUUUGCCGCCUCCUAAUGUAGACGAGGCGUCACUGCAACAGAACGAGAAAGAUAGAAAAGAGGAGGGUGAGAAGAAAAAGAUGCCAAUGGGAGCUGAUUCUUCGAUAAAACAUCAAGACAAGCAUGGGAUGGACACUGGUGAUUGGAUGAGGGAUGAUGGAGUGGAGAGCAGUGAUUGGCCAAGGGAGCGAGUGUGUCACACCCAUGAGAGAGCAAUUCCCAUCCAACAGACUUUGGAAGCUCUUGAUAUCACAGAGGAAGGUGUGGAGACAUUACUUUGCUAUCUGGAGCUGCACCCCCAGUCUUUUGUGGAACUUCUGCACCCCACGCUUUCUGUGUGCAAAAUCAGCUGCUACAACGGACCAAGACAGCUCCAUAAAAUCACUAAAAUCUGCCCGCCUGUUGCUGUGGUGCUGGCUAGAAAGAGGAUGGCUGGUGAACGAGUGGAGGUGUGUGACCAGCUGGAAUUUGACGUUGUUGAGGUAGCGGACACGAUGGGAUGGGAGCUUCCGCUUGUGAAGCGAGGACUUAGACAGCUGCAGUGGAGUGCUGAUAGAGGUGGUGGACGCAGUGGCGUGCAUGUGGAAUUCUCCUCACCCUCCUUCUACUUCCGCUCACAUGGUGAUCUAAGUGAUGAGGAGAUGGACAGAGUGUGCCGGUUCCUGCAUAAUCGAGUGCAGGAACAAGAGAGAACACAGCUGUACCAGCUGACCGCCUGCUUUAAGUCCUUCAAGAGUGUGGCAUUCCGCAGUGUGUCGUCCUGCCUUGAUGCUUUGGAUGAGCCUCGCAGUCUUCAGCUGAAAAACCUUCUGGCUGAGUACUUUGACAGGAGGCGAGACAGAUACCUCACGCUGUCACUAGAGGACAGUGAACACCUUGAUAAAUUUAAGCUGUGUGACUUCAAGGAUCAGAUCAGAGCAGAUGUAAGAAGUUUUCUAUCCAAUCGAAGUGAUGAGAAGUUCUCCGGCAGAGCUGUUGCAAGGAUCUUCCAUGGUAUAGGCAGCCCAUGUUAUCCUGCUCAGAUCUACGGCAAAGACAGACGCUACUGGAGAAAAUACAUCCAGUUUGACUUCAACCAGCUCAUCAGACUGGCCACGCAGGAGAUCAUUCAGUUCAAGUGACAAAACGCAUGCACACACUGAGUCCACAUGUAAAUUUGCUUUGGUUCAGUCUGUGCAGAAAAGAU
Thalassophryne amazonica is the source of this 5014-nucleotide messenger RNA. It is a transcript of the gene recql4, whose product is annotated as RecQ helicase-like 4. Lineage: Eukaryota; Metazoa; Chordata; Actinopteri; Batrachoidiformes; Batrachoididae. Bases 234 to 4949 code for a protein of 1571 amino acids. The record is from RefSeq and is a predicted model, not a curated record. Gene Ontology annotation, molecular function: zinc ion binding; four-way junction helicase activity; nucleic acid binding. The transcript is spliced from 28 exons. Gene Ontology annotation, cellular component: cytoplasm; chromosome; nucleus. Gene Ontology annotation, biological process: telomere maintenance; double-strand break repair via homologous recombination; DNA replication.